Molecule: messenger RNA, 2491 nt
Organism: Prorocentrum cordatum
Lineage: Eukaryota; Dinophyceae; Prorocentrales; Prorocentraceae
Source: the annotation of a GenBank genome assembly
AUGGUAUGCAGGAAGCCCGUUGGGCUGCGCGAGGUUCACAUUAUCCAGCGGAUGCGCAACCUUCUCUGCGUGACAAUCACGCAGAUUGCGCUCGCUGUGGACCGCUCCAGAACCGCGGUCUACCGCGCCCUGGACAUCUCGCCCAACCGCGGAUCCAUGCCUCGGCGUGACCGCCCGCCCGCUCUUACCAAGAAGCAGGUAACGUCACCCGUGAUCACGAAACGCGCGCGGGUAAAGUGCCCCGACAGGACACUGCGGAAGGCUUCGGCAAAGAAAGGAGUCGAGUUCCGGAGGCUUCGGGCCAAGCCAUUGCUGACUAAGGCCGAUCGUCGAGAGCGUUUGGCCUUUGCGAGGAAGUACAAGGACAAGCCGACGAGCUUCUGGCUUAAGUCAGUCCAUAUGCACAUCGAUUGCAAAACGUUCCCGGUCUACGUCACCGCUCGCGGGAGAUUGCAUGCGGCGACGCGGGAAGUCCGGGGGGCUUGCCGCCAGCGGUGCGAGGGCCUGGCUGACGGCAACGUCGUUCAGCCCAAGGAAUUGCGGUUCAACCCGGGGUGCAAGGCCGUGAAGAUCAUCGCCGGUGUCGGGAUGGAGCGGCGCAUGGCGAAGAGCAAGAGGGAGACAAGGGCCGAGUUCACCAGGCGUCUGCACCGCGCCGCGCGCCUUGCCCUGAGCCAGGAUUUUUUGAAGAAGUCCAUCGUGGCAAUGAAGCGCCGCUGCCGGCUUCUGUUCGAGGCGAAGGGCGUCUACUUCCAGGAAGACGCGCAGCGCCAGCGCGUGCACUUUUCGCACGCCCGGACCUGGCCCCCCGCGGACCAGCAGCCCAGAGACCUGACGCGGGAGGGCUUCUGGAAGCAUUUGGAGCAGGUCUACCUGGACGCCUACCCCGAGGCGGCGAACGCAUCGGGGUCGAUCCUCAUGUUCGGUGCGGUGGCUGAGGAGGCUCACGCAGCUGGCCACGACGGGCGCAGGGACUUGCACCGCCACGCAGCCUGCUACACGAGCUCGAGGCACUACUGGCGGAAGGUUGCGGCAAUCAGCCACCGGCGCUUCGGCGUGAAGCUGAAAGCGGUGGCGCGCGAGGGGUACUAUUCCAUGUAUUCCUACUUGACGGUGGCCACCCCCAAGAAGCCGCAUUCGGAGCUCGACCAGGAGCUGUUCCUGAGCCAGAUGCACCCGCGGGGCGAGGCCUCCCGCAAACUCCUGGAAGCCGGCCAGCUGUUCUCCCGCGCCAACGCCCGGAAGCGGCGUGCUCACGAGACUGGGCAAACUCGCGCCAAGAGUGUGCGCCCGGGCGACGCGUUCACUUUGGUUCAGGAGAAGGGCAUCAGGACGGUCUCGGAGUUGCAGGGGUUAGCAGCUCGCGCGGCCAACGAGGGCGACGCCAGCCUCGCGCAGUUCUGCGCGGCGCAGGUCGAGGAGAAGCUGAACGACUUGGUAACCUCCUCCGUGGCCAUCUUGCAGGCGCCGCGGGCGAUUGCUAUGAGGGCGGCGACGCGGAUGGAUCUCCUUCGCUUUGCCGCCACCGAGGUGGGCUGCGCGUGCCGGGGCGCCUGGGCCCCCGGGGCCCUGAAGGUUCUGGAGAACGAGGAAGACGUCCAGCGCUUCUGCGCCGACGUCUGCGGCGCCCGCACCUCCGGGGCUACAAGGGGCACGAACAUCGCAGUGAUCGGGGGGCCCGGGUGUGGGAAAUCCAUGCUCUUCGAGCCGUUCGACGGCAUUUUCAAAGUCAUGGGCAAGCCCCAGGCGAAGUCUUCGUUCCCACUGGCGGCUGUCCUGGACUCGGUGCUGCUGUGGCAGGACUGGAAGCACAACGACGCCACCAUCCUCUUCGAGGAUUUGCUGUCCAUGCUCGUGGGCGAACGCAUGGAUAUCCGCGUGCCCAACAAGAAGAAUGCGAUGACCGAGCGCUUCGCCGCGCGGGUCUGGCUGGCCCCGCUCCCGCAGGAGGCGCGCGUGAAGGCUUCCUCGGGCCACGUCAAGCCGAGGAAGAGCAACAAGUCCUCUUUCGGCAAGAACGUCAACGUGGCCGUGGCCAUCUCCGCAAAGAAGGUGCUCAUGUGCCGCGUUAUGGGCGGACGUUGGAACGCGGCGACGGCGGCGGAGAUGUACCAGGAGGCCUUGGCCCCGGCGCUGCGCAAGGCCAACGCGAAGUCGCGGUCUGUCCUCAUUCUGGAGGACAACGACCCAACGGGGUACAAGGCCAAGCUCAGCAAAGAGGCGAAGGAGAAGGUGGAGUGCAUUCCCUUCCCCAAGCGCAGCCUGGACCUCAACCCCCUUGACUACGGCUUCUGGUCCAUGAUCAAUAAGCGCCUGCGGGGCCAGGAGGCGAAGUUCCCGCCGUCCAAGAUGGAGAGCAGGGCCGCCUUCAUUCGGCGCCUGAAGCGCACCAUCAUGCGGGUCCCCUCGGCCACCCUUGAGCCACUGGUGCAGUCCAUGAAGCGGCGCUGCAACGCGUUGCUGGCCGCGAAGGGCGCGGACUUCGAGGAGU